AUGACCGUCGACGAGAAAAGCCCGCCGCCUCAAACGCCGUUCAAGGUGCUGGUUCUUGGCGGCUCCUAUGCCGGUCUGACCGCAGCCUUGGACAUGGUGAAGCUAUCGGAAGGCAAGUCACCAACGGAUUAUCUAGAACAUCCAUCAACAUUCCACGUGCCAGUCGACGUUACAAUCGUGGGCGAGAGGGAUGGCUUCUGCGCACCGCUCGCUUUGAUCGAAGAAGACUACACGGCAAGGGCAUGGACUAAGUUCUCCGACCUGAAGGCCGCCCGCCAUCCAAAGCUGCAUUUCCUGCAUGGUUCCGUCAAGGCCAUUGACUGCGAGACAUCGACAGCGUACAUUCAGCCACAUGGAGCUGUAGGCCAAGAGAAGCAUUCCUACGACUACCUCAUCUGCGCAACGGGCUACCGCCGAACAUGGCCUACCGUGCCGCAAGCUCUGGACCGGGAGUCGUACCUCGCCGAGGCUCGGGGCCACAUUGACAGCGUCAAGGCUGCUGAACACGGCAUCGUUGUCAUAGGAGGUGGUGCCGUCGGCAUAGAAAUGGCAGCUGAAGCCAAGAUGGUCUACCCUGGCAUCAAGAUUACGCUUGUGCACUCGAGAGAUCGCCUGCUCUCCGCCGAACCACUGCCAGACGAGUUCGCGGAAGAGGCACUUCGGCUGCUAUGUAGAGGUGGUGUGGAAGUGACUCUUGGGAAGAGAGUUGUUGAGGUAUCAGAUGACACUCAACCUGGCUCGGCGAACAAGAUCCUGCGGUUGUCCGACGGUACCUCGAUGUAUGCCAGCCAUGUCAUCAGCGCAGUUAGCAAGCCGACCCCAACCAGCAGUUUCUUGCCCACCGCAACGAUGGACGCAGAGGGCCUGGUCGAAGUGUCCUCGAGUCUGCACUUUGCCGGCGUUGACGUUCCAUCUGGCACACAUCUUGCCGUUGGCGACAUCGCCGCAUGGCCGCCCACAGGCACACCCACCAUUAAGAGAUGUGGUGGCGCUAUGUACAUGGGCCAUGUUGCAGCACUCAACACCUACCAGCAUAUGUUGCAUCGUCUCGAUCUGGCUGGGCCGCCUGAAUACACCAAACUCCCUGUAUUCCCGCCUGCGAUUGCUAUUGCUCUCGGAGACACUGCGGUCGGAUACUGGGAGGAAGCAGGCGUUACAAAAGGUGAUGAGCUGCGAGAGCGCAUGUUCUAUGAUGAUUUAGGCCUGGAGAUUUGCUGGAAGGGCAUGGGACUUGCGGAUGCGCCGGCUGAGGAGGCAACCAAAGCAUAG
Messenger RNA from Saxophila tyrrhenica, 1269 nucleotides. RefSeq lists its product as uncharacterized. The coding region runs from base 1 to 1269 and encodes 422 amino acids. The transcript is spliced from 3 exons. Gene Ontology annotation, molecular function: flavin adenine dinucleotide binding; electron-transferring-flavoprotein dehydrogenase activity. Gene Ontology annotation, cellular component: cytoplasm. The record is from RefSeq and is a predicted model, not a curated record. NCBI's taxonomy places the organism in Eukaryota, Fungi, Ascomycota, Dothideomycetes, Mycosphaerellales, Extremaceae.